This is a messenger RNA of Prosopis cineraria, 4830 nucleotides long. RefSeq names its product receptor-like serine/threonine-protein kinase ALE2. The record is from RefSeq and is a predicted model, not a curated record. Lineage: Eukaryota; Viridiplantae; Streptophyta; Magnoliopsida; Fabales; Fabaceae. Gene Ontology annotation, biological process: protein phosphorylation. Gene Ontology annotation, molecular function: protein kinase activity; ATP binding.
AGCUUCCAGAUGACAACGUUAAAGAAGAAACGCAACCAGGCAACCUCCACUGGACAGAACAGUACGAAGUUUGGUAAUAAUCCUCCAUUGACAUCCAGCACUUGAGCCAGACUUUCCCACUGAAAUAUUAAUUAUACUACAUUACUCUACUCUAACCAGAAAGCCUCUGUCCCACCUCAACUGCCUCCCUCCCUCUCUCUCUGAUCUCUGAGAUCUGAGAGGUGGCCAUUUGCUCCACCUUCGCCCGUUCUUUGCAAGUUUCUGUAUGACUGUGUGUGGACUAUUUCAGAUGAAAUUUAAUCUGGAAUUAUAAGCAACGUUUAUUGAAGAGUGUUAUUCUGGUUCUUCUACCUCACAUGGAGAUCUCUAAGUUCUUCCUAUUCCAGAGCUCAUGUUUUCAGCAAACAGUUGCUUGGGCUCCUCCUGUCUCUUUCACUAGACACUGUUAUGGGUUAUUCCAUUAGUUACCUUCUCAUUGCUUUGCCAUCAAUAUAUGUGGGUCUUCUACAAAUCAACCUCCGUUUAUUCUUGCUUCAAGUUAUUAACUUUCAAAAUCUGUAAUUUUCUCUCUUAUUUAUUACAACUGAGGGGAUUGUAUUGAGACCCGGAGAUUAUUGGUAUGGGAUGGGGCUGUUUCGGUCAUCCAUUCUUUUGCUGGUGAAGCUCUGCAUCAUUGGCUUUGCUUUGGGAGUCCGGGGAUCUACAGAUUUUGCUGUUUCCCCAUCCCCAGCAACCAUGCCAGUGCAUUCUUCUCCCAGAAAGUCAUGGGGACAAUUGCCCCAUAUACAGCAGCUGUACCAAAUGGGCCUUUGCUGCACCAUUCAGUUACAUUAUCACCUCCCACAAUUCCAUCGUCAAAGAAGACAAUUGGGGCCGAGCCAUCUGCAUCACCAAGUGCAAGUGCGACAAUAUCACCACCUCCAUCAUUAAAGGUUGUUCCUCCACCCUCAACUGAGCCAUCUGCAGCACCAAGUACAAGUCCUACAAUAUUGCCACCUCCAUCAUCUAAGGCUGUUCCCCAACCGUCAACUGAGCCUUCUGCAUCACCAAGUACAGGUGCUACGAUGUCGCUGCCUCCAUCAUAUAAGGUUGUUCCUCCACCCUCAUCCCAGUCAUCUGCACCACCAAGUGCAGCAGUAUUACCACCUCCAUCACAUAAGAUUGCUCCUCCACCCUCAACUUCACAAGUUCAAGUGCCACCAUCAGUACAACCAAGUCCGCCUCAAAGAAUAGAACCUGCUUUGACACCUCCAGUCUCAACACCCAAUGUCCCUGCCCCCAUUGCAACACCUUCUGUUGACAUGCCUAAACAUUCACCAGUUGGCCUGCCGAUUGAAUCAGAUUUACCACCUAAAAGGAAUUCAAAUCGAAGUCACAACAUGGAGCCAAUUUCACCAUCCCCAGUUACAAUGACUCCUGUCAAUUGGCCCAAAAUCUCACCAGGCAGCUCACCAACUGAAGAUGGAAGUUUUCCACCUAUUAUUCACAAAAGGGAUGCGAAGAAAGGUCAUGCGCCAGAUCCAGCUUUACCAGCCCCUGCAGUACCUUAUACCAAAUUGCCAAACAGUUCACCAGUCAGCCAACCAACUGGACAUGGAAGUUUGCCUCCUAAUAUCCAUAGUAGGAAUGCAACCUCUCUUGCACCCCCUGCCAGUUUGCCUCAAAUUUCACCAGUCAGCCAACCAACUGGGCAUGGAAGUUUGCCACCUAAAGUUCAUAAAGGGAUUCCAAAUGAGGGUCACACCCUGGAGCCAGUUCCACCUGAAUCUGUGGCAUCCUCCCCAAGAAAAGUUCGACAUAACCCACCACUAGUUCACCCUAUUUCCCCAAGUUUAACUCCACCCAUAUUCCCUGCACCAGCUAUGUCACCAUCAAGGGCAUUUCCUGUUAACCCACCGUCUGUCCACCCCAUUAUACCAGCGUUAUCUCCAUCAGAAUUACCAGCACCCGUUAUCUCUCCUUCAUCAACUCCUUCCAGAAUCUUCAAUUGGAAAAAUGGUAGAGGACCAGUUGCUGCGCCUUUGUAUAAAACACCAAAGCCACUUCCAGCUGUAAUACAUUCCCCGGCUCUAGCCCCUGUUUCACACGAGCAUCACCAUGAAAGGAACAUAGUCACCAGUCCUGCUCCUGCAUCAUCAGAUCUAAUCUCUCCCACUUCAAUCAACCAAGGACAAGCAAUGCCUCCUUCAUUACUCCCAACAAGUGGACAAAGACAUUAUGCUCCACCGCCAGCAAACCCAGCAACUACAUUCUCUUUGCCACCAGCGAGCCAAGUCUCACAUGCUCCAUCUCCAUUGUUCAGAUUCGGCCCUCAUCCUGCCAAAAUACCAUUUCUUUCUCCUGAAUCAUCUCCUGGGUCUUCUUCCAAGAGCCCUAAGACACCGGUCCUGCCUAAAGUUCAAGCUCUUCCACCUCCACCUCCUAAUGAAGAUUGUUUAUCAAUUGUCUGCACAGAGCCUUAUACAAAUUCUCCCCCUGGAGCACCUUGCAGAUGUGUCUGGCCGAUGCAAGUUGGUCUUCGCCUUGGUGUUUCUCUUUAUACCUUCUUCCCUUUGGUUUCAGAACUGGCUUCUGAAAUCUCCACUGGGGUUUUCAUGAAGCAAAGUCAAGUUCGCAUAAUGGGAGCUAAAUCAGCUGAUCAGCAACCAGAGCAAACUGAUGUCCUAAUAGAUUUGGUUCCACUUGGGGAAAAGUUCGAUAACACUACAGCUUUUUUGACCUCUCAGAGAUUUUGGCAUAAACUGGUUGUUAUAAAACCUUCCUACUUUGGAGACUAUGAAGUGUUAUAUGUGAACUAUCCAGGCUUGCCGCCAUCACCUCCUUUACCACCAAGCAUGACAAUGAUAGAUGGUGGCCCAUAUUCUAAUGGCAAUAAUGGAAGGACGAUAAAGCCCAUUGGGGUGGACAUACCAAAAAGGCGGCAUAAAAACGGACUUAGCGGCAGCAUGAUUGCCAUUAUUUCACUUUCAGCCUUUGUAGCUGUUCUUUUAUGCUCUGCUGCUGCAUGGGUCUUGCUGUUCAAGCGCAGAGAUCAUGUAUCUCAAGCAGCAUCAACUCCACGGACUUUGCCACCUUCUCUUUCCAAGACCCCAGGCACUGCUGGGUCAUUGACUGGAGGUGGGACAGUUUCUGCAUCGUCAUUUCGAUCUAGCAUUGCAGCUUAUAAAGGUUCUGCCAAGACUUUCAGCAUGAGUGAUAUUGAGAGAGCCACUAACAACUUUCACACUUCAAGAAUACUUGGAGAAGGUGGUUUUGGGCGUGUUUAUAGUGGUACUCUUGAUGAUGGGACAAAAGUGGCUGUCAAGGUUCUAAAGAGGGAGGAUCACCAUGGUGAUCGUGAAUUCCUAGCUGAAGUUGAGAUGCUUAGCCGUUUACACCAUAGAAAUUUGGUCAAGUUGCUAGGCAUAUGUACAGAGGAAACAUUCCGCUGCUUGGUUUAUGAACUCAUUCCAAAUGGCAGUGUGGAUUCCCAUUUACAUGGAGUUGACAGGGAGACCAAUCCAAUUGAUUGGGUUGCCCGCAUGAAGAUAGCUCUUGGUGCUGCACGUGGUCUGGCUUAUCUGCAUGAAGAUUCCAGUCCCCGUGUAAUACAUAGGGACUUCAAGUCUUCCAACAUCUUGUUGGAAGAUGAUUUUACACCAAAAGUAUCUGAUUUUGGACUGGCUCGAAUAGCAACAGAUGAGGAGAGCAGACACAUAUCAACACGUGUCAUGGGAACUUUUGGCUAUGUGGCUCCAGAGUAUGCCAUGACUGGGCAUCUAUUGGUAAAGAGUGAUGUUUACAGCUAUGGUGUUGUUCUCCUUGAGCUUCUGACUGGAAGAAAGCCAGUAGACAUGUCACAACCUCCUGGUCAGGAGAACCUUGUCGCAUGGGCGCGUCCUCUGCUGACAAGCAAAGAAGGACUCGAAGCAAUAAUAGAUCCAUCUCUGGGACCUGAUGUGCCUUUUGAUAGUGUGGCUAAAGUUGCAGCCAUAGCUUCAAUGUGUGUGCAGCCAGAGGUAUCAAACCGUCCUUUCAUGGGAGAGGUUGUUCAAGCUUUAAAACUCGUAUGUAAUGAAUGUGAUGAAGCAAAAGAAGCAUUUUCAAGAAGUUCUAGCAAGGAUGAUUUGUCUGUUAAUUUGGAUAUGGGAGUCAGUACUGUUUCUGGACAGCAACCAGGUAACUUCCAAGGACAACACUUUGCUACCAACUUGGACAACGGAGUAGACAUUGAAAGAGGGUUAUCAGCAUCUGAAUUGUUCAGUUCAUCGGCAAGGUUUGGGGGGCAAGAGUCCGGCUCAUUUAGAAGACACUCCUAUUCAGGCCCUUUGAGGACUGGAAGAAGCAGACGGUUAUGGCAUAUGUUUAGAAGGCUUGCUGGUGGCAGUGUCAGUGAACAUGGAAUUAUGUACAAGUAAUGACCAGUCUGACAUUGAACCAUUGCAUAUUCUGAAGUCUCCGUGGAUCUCUCUCCCUUGAUUCGUUAGCCUGCUUUAUAAGCGCAAUCUGGCGACGGACGUUUCCUCCCCUGCCUUGGCCUUUGAAGGAGUGACAUGGGAAUUGAUAUAAACUGUAUACAAGAUAUUCCAUGCUUGCUGUAAAGAGGAGAAAACAGUGUGAAUCUAGCUUGAUGAGAAAGAUGAGAGAAAUCUUUUGCUUGCUUAACUGGUAACUCCAUUCUCCACUGCUCCGUACCAUAUGCAGUUGCAGAACUAAUAAAUCUGGGUCAAGAAAUUUCAAGUUUUGAUUUUUGAAUAGUUUCUGGAUACUAUUUGUACCUUAUAGGAGGGAGAAAUCUCUGAUUAGUUUUGUAGAACAUUGUGGAUCAUGAAUGCAUUAUUGCUAACCUCA